Messenger RNA from Callithrix jacchus (white-tufted-ear marmoset), 2305 nucleotides. It is a transcript of the gene PHF10, whose product is annotated as PHD finger protein 10. The record is from RefSeq and is a predicted model, not a curated record. Gene Ontology annotation, cellular component: npBAF complex. Lineage: Eukaryota; Metazoa; Chordata; Mammalia; Primates; Cebidae.
GUUUGACGAGACUGUCCCCAGACGCCUGUUCCCUGGCCAGCUGCGGGACGGAACGCGCCCGGGGCGGGGAGACGCGGCCUCGCAGGGGCCUGCAUUCCGGGCAUAGUUUGCCGGAGUGUUUGAAAGCUCACUGCAGAACACGCUGGCGAACGAGGCGGAAAAUGCACACGGUGAACUCGGUGCGGGUCAGCGCGUACGCAGGCGUCCGGAUGUUUUCAGCGGAAGUCUGCUUCUAAGCUUCGUACUGCUGGGAGGCGACAAGAACUCGGCGAUUGUGGCGAGAAGGAGAUGACAGUGGCUUGUCACACAUCCAAACGUUUCGGUUCUAAGUUAGGCCAGCGGCUAAGGGAGGACAGAAGGUUGGAAGGAGGAGUGAUGUUUUAAAAACCGCAACGCUUGAAAUCGGCAAGCUGAAAUGGGAAGGCGGUGUAGUGUGCGCGCUGGCGGGGACCCGUCCUGGGGCAGCCUGGCGGGGCUGCGCCUGCCCGGGGCUCCUCCCUCCGCGCACGUCCAUCCUGCUGUCAGAGAGACUCCCGCCAUGGAAGUAACUAGAGUAAGGCUGAACGCACGUUCCCGCACUGCCAGCAUCGGACGUCUGGCCCGGCACCUGGAGGGCACCGAGGCACUGAGCCAGGGCCCCCUGAGUGCACCUUAGGAAGGAUGUGAUGCAUAGAAACUCAUCUAACCUGUGGGUGGAAACCACUUGGAACUCUGGAAGGCACACCUUUGAGCCUUUGUAAACAUGGGCUUCUGUACCGGGAUUGCGGUUGCAAAUUCUUACCUUAUUCCGUCAGGAUGACAAUGAAGAGAAUUCAAAUGAUGGGACCCAGCCAUCCAAAAGGAGGCGAAUGGGCUCAGGAGAUAGUUCUAGGAGUUGUGAAACCUCAAGUCAAGAUCUCGGCUUUAGUUACUAUCCAGCAGAAAAUUUGAUAGAGUACAAAUGGCCACCUGAUGAAACAGGAGAAUACUAUAUGCUUCAAGAACAAGUCAGUGAAUAUUUGGGUGUGACCUCCUUUAAAAGGAAAUAUCCAGAUUUAGAGCGACGAGAUUUGUCUCACAAGGAGAAACUCUACCUGAGAGAGCUAAAUGUCAUUACUGAAACUCAGUGCACUCUAGGUUUAACAGCAUUGCGCAGUGAUGAGGUGAUUGAUUUAAUGAUAAAAGAAUACCCAACCAAACAUGCUGAAUAUUCUGUUAUUCUACAAGAAAAAGAACGUCAACGAAUUACAGACCAUUAUAAAGAGUAUUCUCAAAUGCAACAACAGAAUACUCAGAAAGUUGAAGCUAGUAAAGUGCCUGAAUAUAUUAAGAAAGCUGCCAAAAAAGCAGCUGAAUUUAACAGCAACUUAAACCGAGAACGCAUGGAAGAAAGAAGAGCUUAUUUUGACUUGCAGACACAUGUUAUCCAGGUGCCUCAAGGGAAGUACAAAGUUUUGCCAACAGAGCGAACAAAGGUCAGUUCUUACCCAGUGGCUCUCAUCCCCGGACAGUUCCAGGAAUAUUAUAAGAGGUACUCACCAGAUGAGUUGCGGUAUCUGCCAUUAAACACAGCCCUGUAUGAGCCCCCUCUGGAUCCUGAGCUCCCUGCUCUAGACAGUGACGGUGACUCAGAUGAUGGCGAAGAUGGUCGAGGUGAUGAGAAACAGAAAAAUAAAGGCACUUCGGACAGCUCCUCUGGCAAUGUAUCUGAAGGGGAAAGCCCUCCUGACAGCCAGGAGGACUCUUUCCAGGGAAGACAGAAAUCAAAAGACAAAGCUGCCACUCCAAGAAAAGAUGGUCCCAAACGUUCUGUACUGUCCAAGUCAGUUCCUGGGUACAAGCCAAAGGUCAUUCCAAAUGCUAUAUGUGGAAUUUGUCUGAAGGGUAAGGAGUCCAACAAGAAAGGAAAGGCUGAAUCACUUAUACACUGCUCCCAAUGUGAGAAUAGUGGCCAUCCUUCUUGCCUGGAUAUGACAAUGGAGCUUGUUUCUAUGAUUAAGACGUACCCAUGGCAGUGUAUGGAAUGUAAAACAUGCAUUAUAUGCGGACAACCCCACCAUGAAGAAGAAAUGAUGUUCUGUGAUGUGUGUGACAGAGGUUAUCAUACUUUUUGUGUGGGCCUUGGUGCUAUUCCAUCAGGUCGCUGGAUUUGUGACUGUUGUCAGCGGGCUCCCCCAACACCCAAGAAAGUGGGCAGAAGGGGGAAAAACAGCAAAGAGGGAUAAAAUAGUUUUUGACCCUAAUGUUGUAUAUGCAUUUAAGUGGAGUAUUUGGUGCCAAUUUAUUUACAACAUCUUCAUUUUUAUGCUAAUAAAAGAUUUUUUUU